UUCUUCUGCAGCGCAUCAAAUCAACACUUACAUUUUUUCAACCGCGUUAGCUUCGAAUCUAUUUUAGGCGUCCUCCUCCUGUACUGUUUUAGAGUGGAAGCCAGCGAUCUCCGUCGAAGCUGCUAGGAACCAUCUUCGGGUGAAAGCUCAUCCGAACGUUCCGUGUAGGUUAUUCUCUUGUUCUGUCUGGUCUUUCUCAGUUGAACUAGAAUCGGUGUGACUAGAAAAUUUAAUCGGUUGUCUCUUGUUCUAGUUUAUUACAUUAACUUCCGUUAUCAUUGUUUGGUUACGCUUGGACUUAAUUAAUCCUUGCAUCUUAAAGGUCUUUAAUUUUUUUUGUGCUUUUAAGAAUAAAUCAACUGUUAAGUAGAUUGUGGUUUCGACUAAUCUUGUAAACCAUCCAACCUUCAUUGAUAUUUACAAUUUAGCAAAGAAGAAAAAAAGAAAAAAGCACACCAUCUUCCAAAUAGUCAAUGUCGUGAUAUAUCACACGGCUCGCCGCUCGCACACCAUCUUCACUUCAUACAUGAGUUGUCGGGGUACCUUCUCUGUUCUCAUUCCACUUGUAUAUUUAAAAUAAAACAAUAUUUUAUUAUUUGUUGACAAAAUGUUAAAAGAGCAUUUUAGUUUUUUUUUUUGGACAACUAGAACAUUUUAGUUAAAUUCCCUUUUUUCUUCUAUAAAGCCUCCCUUAAGUCUAACCUCCACUAUCCACACACUAAUCUUCUUUUCUCUCGACAAUGGGUUUCCUGAGAUCUUCCUCUUCUUACUCUUCUGCAUUAAAAUGGCUUGGAUUUGUGACGGCGGUUUGGGUUCAAUCUAUCUCCGGCAACAACUACACCUUCUCCAACUACUCCAGCGCUCUCAAGUCCCUCAUGAACCUCAACCAGCUCCAACUCAACAACCUCUCCGUUGCUAAAGACGUCGGAAAAGCCUUUGGAAUCCUUGCCGGCCUCGCCUCCGACCGUCUUUCGACUCCAGUCAUCCUCCUUAUCGGCUGCUUCGAAGGUCUUCUUGGAUAUGGCGUACAAUGGCUCGUGGUUAGCCGUACCAUCACCCCGCUUCCUUAUUGGCAGAUGUGCGUGUUCCUCUGCAUGGGAGGAAACAGCACGACGUGGAUGAAUACGGCGGUUCUAGUUACUUGCAUACGAAACUUCCGGCGAAACCGUGGUCCGGUUUCAGGGAUCUUGAAAGGAUACGUGGGGCUAGGCACUGCUAUUUUCACCGAUCUCUGCACUGCUCUGUUCUCAAACGAUCCGGCGUCGUUUCUUGUUUUGCUCGCCGUCGUGCCUUUCGCAGUCUGUCUCACGGCGGUUUUCUUCCUCCGCGAGAUCCCUCCAGCUUCUUCCGCCGCCGAGGAGAGCGAAGAGACUCGCUACUUCGCCGUGUUCAACAUCGUAGCGGUUGUAGUCGCUGUCUACCUUCAGUCUUACGACAUCAUCGGAGUCAAAACCGGAGUGUUCUCAGUCGCUUUCGCCUCUAUACUUCUCUUCCUCUUAUUCUCUCCCAUCGCUAUACCUUUCCAUGCAUUCAUCAAAAGCUUGAAUCGUGGUGAACGAGACUUUGAAGGACAGAUUCAAGAACCCUUGCUCGGCUCAGAUAUCGCGGCCGAGAAGGAAGUUAUCGCUGUAGCGGCUGCGGCGGCGGAAGAGGAGAAUCUUGUGGCGGAGAGGAAGAGGCCGGUGUUGGGAGAAGAUCAUACGAUAAUCGAAGCGAUGUUGACCGUUGACUUUUGGGUGCUGUUUGUUUCGUUCCUGUGUGGUGUAGGAACUGGUUUAGCAGUGAUGAACAAUAUGGGCCAGAUAGGGCUUGCUCUUGGUUACACAGAUGUUUCGAUAUUCGUCUCCAUGACUAGUAUUUGGGGCUUCUUCGGUCGCAUUCUCUCCGGUACUCUUUCUGAACACUUUCUCAGGAAAGCUGGAACACCAAGAUCACUAUGGAACGCAGCAUCUCAAAUCCUCAUGGCCGUAGGAUAUCUACUAAUGGCUUUAGCAGUUCCUAAUUCACUCUACAUUGGUUCAAUGGUGGUUGGAGUUUGUUAUGGUGUCCGUCUAGCCAUUACCGUACCCACAGCAUCUGAACUCUUUGGUCUCAAAUACUAUGGUCUCAUCUACAACAUUUUAGUACUUAACUUGCCCCUUGGCUCGUUCCUCUUCUCUGGUCUCCUGGCCGGAUUUCUCUAUGAUGCGGAGGCUACACCAACUCCUGGUGGAGGCAACACUUGCGUAGGAGCUCACUGUUACCGUCUCAUCUUCUUGGUCAUGGCUUUAGCUUCUGGUAUUGGAGUUGGUUUAGACAUUUUGUUGGCUUAUAGAACGAAGGAGAUUUAUGCUAAGAUUCAUGCUAGCAAACAGGUCAAGAAAGCUUCGUCUAGUAACCUUAGUUAAAAAUUAUUAGAUCCAGUCCUUUUUUUUUGAUCAAA
Raphanus sativus (radish) is the source of this 2422-nucleotide messenger RNA. Its product is annotated as protein NUCLEAR FUSION DEFECTIVE 4. The record is from RefSeq and is a predicted model, not a curated record. Bases 741 to 2387 code for a protein of 548 amino acids. NCBI's taxonomy places the organism in Eukaryota, Viridiplantae, Streptophyta, Magnoliopsida, Brassicales, Brassicaceae. Gene Ontology annotation, cellular component: membrane. The transcript is spliced from 3 exons.